This is a messenger RNA of Tarenaya hassleriana, 920 nucleotides long. Its product is annotated as vacuolar protein sorting-associated protein 29. The coding region runs from base 139 to 711 and encodes 190 amino acids. Gene Ontology annotation, cellular component: endosome; retromer complex. Gene Ontology annotation, biological process: intracellular protein transport; retrograde transport, endosome to Golgi. The transcript has 4 exons. NCBI's taxonomy places the organism in Eukaryota, Viridiplantae, Streptophyta, Magnoliopsida, Brassicales, Cleomaceae. The record is from RefSeq and is a predicted model, not a curated record.
CCCAGAAUCUCAAAGCUGAAAGCGAUCAGCGGGAGGAGGAAGAAAAAGUCUUCCAUGGGCGAUUUCUGAGUGGGAUUCAGGUUCUCACGGGCCAAAGAGCAAAUCCAUCUGGUUAGGGUUUUCGAGGAAAUAUCCAAAAUGGUGCUCGUGUUGGCUUUGGGGGAUCUACAUGUACCCCACAGAGCGCCUGAUCUGCCCCCCAAGUUUAAAUCAAUGCUUGUCCCUGGCAAGAUCCAACACAUCAUCUGCACUGGAAAUCUCUGCAUCAAGGAAGUUCAUGAUUACUUGAAGACUAUCUGUGCUGAUUUGCACAUAGUCCGUGGAGAGUUUGACGAAGAGGCACGGUACCCAGAAACCAAAACACUGACUAUUGGGCAAUUCAAGCUGGGAUUAUGUCACGGUCACCAGGUGGUCCCAUGGGGUGAUCUAGAUUCGCUAGCCAUGCUUCAGAGACAACUGGACGUGGACAUACUUGUGACAGGCCACACCCACCAGUUUACAGCUUACAAACACGAGGGAGGUGUGGUGAUAAACCCGGGAUCUGCAACGGGAGCCUACAGCAGCAUAAACUACGACGUCAACCCUAGCUUUGUCCUUAUGGACAUUGACGGCCAACGCGUUGUUGUUUAUGUCUACGAGCUCAUCGAUGGAGAGGUCAAAGUCGACAAGAUCGAUUUCAAGAAGACCCCUACUACCAACUCUGCCCAUUAGCAAAAAACAAGAAUCAUCUCGGAUUCUGACCUCAGAACUUUUUUUUCCCUUUUAUACUUGCUUGUGACUUCUGAAAACCGAACCUGAAAGCUUCAUGUUUUGCAAUUUCGUGAGUUAUUCAGACAUUAUUGAUGCUGGGGUGUACAGAAAAGUGCUGAAGUAGCAAUGUUCUUUCUCAUGUUCUUCCCUAUCUGAAGCCCUUUUCUUUC